Messenger RNA from Parastagonospora nodorum SN15, 990 nucleotides. RefSeq lists its product as hypothetical. Gene Ontology annotation, molecular function: hydrolase activity. Bases 1 to 990 code for a protein of 329 amino acids. The record is from RefSeq and is a predicted model, not a curated record. NCBI's taxonomy places the organism in Eukaryota, Fungi, Ascomycota, Dothideomycetes, Pleosporales, Phaeosphaeriaceae. The transcript has 2 exons.
AUGCGACUGCUGCUCAGGCCAGUGAACAUCGGUCAAGUCUCUCUUCCAGCUAAUCCGUACGGCAACUACAAAUGCGACUCUCCUUACGAUCUUGGUUUAGCUGCUUUGCAAGCUGUUGGCCCACUAACGGGCACUUCUGAGUCUAGCCCGCUGGGCUGGACUGUCUAUACCGGCGAUCUUGUGUCGCAUGACAGCCAGAACGAGCUUUCCCGAUUAUAUGUAGAAUACGCAGAGGCAUCUGUAUACGGCAUAUUCAAGAAGUACAUUACUGGACCUGUAUUUGCAGCAUUGGGCAACCAUGAUACGAAUCCAGAGGCUAUCGAAUCUCCACACAAACUGCCCGGCCCGCUUGGGCAACAACAGUCCUGGAACUACGAUCAUGUCGCCGGGCUAUGGCAAAACAAUGGUUGGAUCAGCAAAGCUCAGGCCGAUGAAGCCCGUUUACAUUAUGGAGGAUAUUCCAUCAAGAACCAAUUUGGGUUGAGGGUCAUCACGUUCAAUACCGACUUCUGGUAUCGAAGCAACUUCUUAACGUUCAUCAAUACCACCCAACCAGACAACAGCGGAGUAUUUGGCUGGAUGAUAAGUGAGUUGCAGGCCGCGGAGGAUGCUGGCGAGCGAGUGUGGAUCGUUGGUCACGUUCUGUCCGGGUGGGAUGGCUCGAACCCGCUUCCCAACCCCUCGGAUCUAUUCUACCAGAUCAUCGAUCGCUACUCCCCCCACGUUAUUGCCAACGUCUUCUUCGGCCACACGCAUGAAGAUCAGGUCAUGAUAUACUACGCGAACAAUGGCACAAAUCCGGGUGUCCAUAGUGCUCUGACAUCUGGCUGGAUUGGUCCGUCUGUAACACCUCUCACGAAUCUGAACUCCGGUUUCAGGCUGUACGAGGUGGAUACAGGUGACUUCAACAUUUACGAGGCUUGGACGUUCACUAGUCCUGUCGACAGUUUUGCGGACCUGACUAGCAUUCGGUCCGAUAUUCAGCCUUGA